Amaranthus tricolor (Joseph's coat) is the source of this 3351-nucleotide messenger RNA. RefSeq names its product pentatricopeptide repeat-containing protein At1g05670, mitochondrial. Bases 324 to 2573 code for a protein of 749 amino acids. The record is from RefSeq and is a predicted model, not a curated record. Gene Ontology annotation, molecular function: protein binding. Lineage: Eukaryota; Viridiplantae; Streptophyta; Magnoliopsida; Caryophyllales; Amaranthaceae. The transcript is spliced from 2 exons.
AAUUACUUCAAAGAAAAAGACAUUCUUUGUCUCGCUGUUUCACUUCAGUCUUUCUUCCUCAUUUUAUGUAUCGUCUCAUUGUUACUGUUUCUCCCUCACCCUCAUUCUCUGUUUCACAGUUCCUCAACGUCGCUGCUUCCGAAUCCCAACCACCGCAUAUCCACCUCCUGUUCGCACUCUUGUUGCUCUCUUAACCACCGUCGCCCGCUGGUAAUGAGCUCAUGUUGAUUUUUUUUCUACUCGAGAAAGCUACAUGGCCUGCAGUUGCUGCUUUGUUAACCUUAUCUUGUCCAAGCCCAUUUUGAUGGGAUUCUCACCAAGAAAUGAAGAGUGGUGUGAUCUCUCUAACCAAUGGAUGUUUGAAAUUUGCUUCUCAAAGUUUUUGCUCUGGUCGUUUUAUGCAUAUUUUCUUUAAGGAUAGAGUUUUUAAAGAAAAGCAUUGCACUUUUUAUUCAGCCGGUGCAAGACCAUUUCCAGAUUACACACCUAGAAAACCAACAAUCAGGGAUUCUGAAGUUGUGCAGGGUAUUUCUAAAACCAUAAAGCAACGACGCUUUGAGACAUUAAGGCAUGUGCUUAGGCCCUUCGAGUCAAAGUUCAAGCCUGACCAUCUCAUUUGGGUUCUUAUGAACAUCAAAGAUGAUUACGAGUUGGUAUUCAACUUCUAUGAAUGGGCAUGUCUUCAUAGAGAACCAUCAUUGGAAGUUCAAAUUAUUGUCAUUCAUAUUGCUGUUGCUUCAAAAGAACUGAAGAGGGCUCAUAAUCUUUUAUAUGCUUUCUGGACUAAACCGAAUCUGGAUGUUACCCGUUUUUUUUCAUGUUAUGUUAAAAAUUUGAUCUAUACGUACAAGGAUUGGGGUUCAGAUCCUUGCAUAUUUGAUCUUUUCUUUGAGGUCCUGGUUAAAGUUGGACUUUAUGUGGAGGCAAGGGGAUUUUUUGAAAAGAUAUUGCAGUAUGGUUUGGUAAUCUCUGUUGAUUCUUGUAGCUUGCUUCUUUCUAGACUUUCCAACCAGUCAGAUAAGAUUAAGGAUAGUUUCAAUGUUUUCCAUGAGUUCCUUGCAGCAGGGGUUUGUUGGGAUACUGGUUCUUAUAACAUAAUCAUAAAGGUUUUUUGCCACAUGGGAAAAAUUAGAGAAGCACACCAAUUGCUAUUGCAAAUGGAGUCAAGGGGUUGUCUACCUGAUGUUGUGAGUUAUAGUAUUGUUAUUAAUGGAUAUUGUCAUGUUGGCGAACUACAAAUGGCGCUGAGUCUGGUUAAUGAAAUGAGAAUAAAGGGUUUAAAGCCCAAUUCAUAUUCGUUUAAUGGCAUUAUUCUUCUUAUGUGUAAAGCCGGAAAAGUAGCUGAUGCAGAAAGGGUUCUAAGGGAAAUGAUUAGCUCCAGAAUACCAUUAGAUAAUGUAGUCUACACAACAAUUAUUGAUGGUUUCUGCAAGUUUGGUAAUUGUUUUUCUGCUAUCAAGCUUUUUGAAGAAAUGCAAAGAAGUAAAAUCUUUCCUGAUGUAAUCACAUAUUCUGCUAUCAUAUGUGGGCUAUGUCGGAGUGGAAACAUGUUGCUUGCAGAAACACUUUUCAAUGAUAUGCUUGACAGAGGCUUAGCACCAGAUGAAAUCACUUAUACAACAUUUAUAGAUGGUUAUUGCAAGGCAGGUAAGCUUAAAGAGGCCUUUUUUCGGCACAAUGAGAUGGUUGAGAAUGGGUUGGUUCCUAAUGUUGUCACCUAUACUGCCCUUGCUGAUGGCCUUUGCAAGCAAGGAGAGGUCGAUGCAGCAAAUGAACUUUUGCAUGAAAUGUGCGCUAAGGGUUUAGAACUUAAUCUAUGCACAUAUAAUGUACUCAUUAAUGGUCUAUGUAAAUCAGGGGAUUUAUUCCAAGCAAUAAAACUGAUGGAGGACAUGGAGGUGACUGGAUUUCAUCCUGAUGUUAUUACUUAUACUACUUUGAUGGAUGCCUACUGUAAGUCAGGAGAAAUCUCUAAGGCCCAUGAACUCCUUAGUAGAAUGCUGGAUAAAGGUCUGCAGCCUACUGUUGUUACAUUUAAUGUGUUGAUGAACGGAUUUUGCUCGUCAGGUAUGGUGGAAGAUGGUGAGACACUGUUGAAGUGGAUGUUGGAGAGGGGCAUUAUGCCGAAUUCCACAACCUAUAAUUCUCUUAUGAAGCAGUAUAGCAUCAGAAGCAACAUGCCUGCUACAACUGAAAUUUACAAGCAAAUGUGUGCUCAGAAUGUGAUGCCAGACAGCAACACAUAUAAUAUAUUAAUUAAGGGGCAUAGUAAAGCAAGAAAUAUGAAAGAAGCAUGGUAUUUGCACAAAGAAAUGGUUGCAAAAGGCUUUGAUCUCUCUGGAAGUUCUUAUAAUGAUUUUAUCAGGGGGCUUCUCAAAAAGAAAAAGUAUGGGGAAGCAAAGCAAGUCUUUGAUGAGAUGCGGAGUAAAGGAUACAUGGCAGAUCAAGAUUUAUUCAACUAUUUUCUUGACAAAAACUUUGAGGAAGGGAACCUAGAAACUUCUCUGGAUCUUUGUGAUGAACUGAUAGAGAAAUUCCUCAUUGAUAAGGUUAAUGAAGGGAACAAAACUUGAUCAAUUAGUUUUUAACGGGCAUAUUACUUAGCAUCCACCGACCCCAUAUUGUUGGUAUUAAGGCUUUGACAUUGUUGUAUCACCUACAAUGUACUAAAAAACCAGACGUGUCUAUCAAGCUAACUUUACUGAUUAAAAAAUAAAAAUCAAAAAUUAUUUAUGAGGGUGAUGUUGGCACUUUCAAGUUCGUCAUGUCCUCAUAAUCUAUGUGCCAUAAGCUUUCAGAAAUUGCACAUGUUGUCCACAGUCCACAGAAGGAAUGUGGUGUACCAGGCAUCACGUUUUGGGUACGGGUGCUGCAGAAAUGAAGGGAUGUACUGCAUCAGACACUAUCUUAACACAAGUGAUUUUCCUGGUAUUAGAUAGUGACAGCUACAUCUUACUCUUGUGCAGAUCCUUACUGAUGCUCAGUUACGGAGGUGGUCAACUUCUGUGGCAUACUGGAGAUUGUAGUUCAGCAUCUGUAUGAAUCUUAAAAGAUAUGAUUUUGUAUUAUUCUACAAUGCAUAUUGUCAUGCCAACCGGUGAUAAAUGCAUUCAUGUAUUGCCAUAGCAGUUUAUAAAUAUGAAUGAACUGCAGCUAAUCUGUUUGAAAUGGUAUGGAAUUCAAGGUUCUUACAAUCUAAGUUUGAAAACUUGAUGAGUUGAUGUGGAUUUGUCAUUAUCAUCCAGUCUCUGCCUCUUUUGGUGGAUAGCUUAGGUAUAGUGUGUUAGUCCCUAUCUUGAUGUUUAUGAUGGUUGUUUAUAUAUGUUGCUAAUACCAAUUUUCCACCCAUCA